Molecule: messenger RNA, 1636 nt
Organism: Patella vulgata (common limpet)
Lineage: Eukaryota; Metazoa; Mollusca; Gastropoda; Patellidae
Product: transmembrane protein 42
Exons: 5
Coding region: 963-1505 (180 amino acids)
Cellular component (GO): membrane
Source: RefSeq, a predicted model, not a curated record
AUAUGAAUCCCUUACAAACAAAAUUGUGAAGAUGUGUCUCUAAUAAGAAUAUCGGUUAAAAAUUGUUCCGUUCAGUUCUAUAUUUGCAAAAAUAUGUGGAAUUGAAACUAAGUAAAAAGCCCGGCGCCAUUUUGUAGUCGUCGAACAGAAACUGUUCAAAAGUCCUUACUUGAAUCCAAGCCCGGAAACAUAUUAAUUUAACAUUUUGAUUUAUGUUUUCUGAAUGUUAAAGUAGCUAAGUCUCUAACUCAGUAUCGCCCAGGGCCGUAUGUAGGAUUUUAAAAGUGGGGAUGCAGCCGAGUGGUGGGGCCCCAUAGCCUCCACGUAUGUGAUAUAAGAAAGUUUCGAUCAGGGCAAACGAACCCAUUGGCGUGUGAUCGCCCUUAAAACCGAUCGACCGAUCAGUGCCUUAAGAGCAUUACUGUGUGAUCAUAAUCAAGUGUAUUAUUUUAUAAUUGAAAGAUUGUCAAAUAAUUUUUGUUUUUUGGGAUAGGGUGGGGGGGUGCAAUUUCUCGGGGCGCCCUAUUUUUCUGGGGGUGCAAUGUACCCCCUGCACCCCCGCUAAAUACGACCCUGAUAUCGCCCAAAGUCUUUGGAAUUGAAAACGUGUAUUAUUUGCAAAUUUAAAACAACAGUGAUGUUGUGAUCUCACCGGGAAAAGAUGGGCUUCUGAUAUCCAAUAUAUUAGACAAAAUAAACAUUUUACCAUUGGUACACAAAUCGUGUACCAUAAUGCGUUUCAGCGCCAUUUGUAACAAGGGACUCGAAGAACGAGGCUAGGCAUAUUCCACAAGUCAUCUCAAACGGUGACGUAAUAUUCUUAUCUUAAGAGCAUACGCAAUAAAUACUAUCCGUGUAGACUGGAAUAACCAGACGCUAGAGAUUUCCAUUCGAUUGAGACUUCUGGAGUAUUUCGCCGAACAAAACUGAUUAGAAAUUACAAUAAAAACAGAAAAGAUUGAAUGCAAAGAAAAAGACUACAUCAUCAGCGGCUUUCAAAAUUGCAGAUGUGGAAACACUCUACAGAGAAGCCAAAGAAAGGGGUAUCCAGGAGGAUUGAGAAAGGAAUGGCAGAUAUAAAAAGCAAAGGCAUAUUGUUAUCGUUGUCAGCGGGGACUACGGCAGCUUUAGCUUCAGUCAGUGCUAAGUUAGCCACCAGCAGUGAAGCAGAUAAAUUAAGCAAAUUCAUUUUGUUGAUCGAUAAUAGCAAACAAAUUGACCAAGAUUCUGUGACGUUAGUAAUCAGAGUGAUAUCAAUAUGUGAAAUAUUUUUAUGCAAUGCAUUGAUGUGGACUUUAUUUACUAAAUCUCUACAACAUUUACCAUCAUUACAGGCCACCAUUACUAAUACAGCAGCUAAUUUCCUAGUUUCAGCAAUUAUAGGUAAAGUUUUAUUUGGAGAAGUACUAGAAUUUUUAUGGUGGAUAGGAAGUUUAUUAAUAUUACUGGGUUUAUUGUUAAUACAUAAAGGAACUCAAACUGAUGACCAGAAAAAACAUUUAUAAAUGACAGGGACUACCCAUUUUAAUCAUGUGUAAAUAGACAUUUACUAGAUAUAUUUUUGAUAUUUUAUUUUACAAGACAUCUGUAAUUUAUUUAUUUUAAAAAAUAUGUUUAUUGUUGUUGCUUAUUAUUC